Molecule: messenger RNA, 1520 nt
Organism: Rattus rattus (black rat)
Lineage: Eukaryota; Metazoa; Chordata; Mammalia; Rodentia; Muridae
Gene: Ccdc166
Product: coiled-coil domain containing 166
Exons: 2
Coding region: 52-1428 (458 amino acids)
Source: RefSeq, a predicted model, not a curated record
GCGGGUGGAGCACGGUGUUCUCAUGAGUCCAGUUGGCCUGGGCCUCAAGCCAUGGCGCCCAAGAAGAAGCGCGGACAAAUCGUUGGGCGCAAGCAGGCGGGCCAAAGUGGGGAGCCACAGCUCUCGGAGCGCGCGCAGUACUUACAGCGCGAGUAUGCGAUGCUCUCGGAGAGCCUGGUGGUCUGUGAGCAGCGGAUAGACGAGGUGCUGCAGAGCAAUGCGUUCCUGAACAGCGAGGCGCAGCGCUUAAAGGAAGAAAACCGGCUUUUUGUCGGUUAUGUGAGCGCGCACGCUCUGCGCUGCGCCAAUGCCAUCGUGCGCCUCGAGGACCAGAACCGCACAGACCUGGCGCAGAUCCGGUGGCAGCGAGCGGAGCUGGCGUCGUUUUACCACGGCCGCGAGGACGGGGUGCGUGCACAGCUGCAGGAAAUGAAGAAGCGCGCAGAAAACAUGACACAGCAGGUGCAGGAGCUGCAGCCCUACAAGGAGUUGCAACUGGAGCAGCUGGCACGAAUCCGGACCCUGGAGCGUGAGCUGCUGCAUAUGCGCGUGGAGCACACGCAGCUCCUCCACCAGGUGAAGCAACGCUUCCUGGAUGAUAAGUCUGCUUUCGAGCGGGAGGCACGCCUGCUCGUGCAGUCCCUGACACGUCGCGCAGAGCGGGAGGCAGCGCUUUCCCUUAUUUCCCACGCACAGGCCCUCAAGGCAGACAAUGGGCGUCUCCGACAAGAACUCACGAGGCUUCUCCAGAGGACCCAGUUACUGCAGAACUUGCGCCAGCAGCUGUUGGAGCAGCGGGAGCAGCUGCGCCGGGAGCACGUGGACGUGCAGAACCUGGAUCAAAUGCACGGCUGGUUGCACAGGGGUCCCGGAGGGCCACCACUCUGGCAGCCACCCCAAAGCCACCAACCUAACUUGCGCAUUGAGUCAUUUGUCACCGCGCUGGACUCAACACAACACAUGUUAAGAGCCCAGGCUCCACCCCAAUCAUUUCCGUCCUCCCGGGUUCCAUCGGUGGAUCAGUCGCACCGAGCCUCCAGGAGUCCAUCCGUACUGUCCAGUGAGUCUUUCCCGGGCCGGUCUCUUAAGGCUGGGUCUGUGAUUGCUCCCCGGAGUUCAUCCGGUCUAAGAUCUCGAGUCUCAUCUCUGACUCCAUCACGCAGGGGCUCGCGGAUCUCAUCCGUGACCCCGUCACGCAAGGGCUCCACAGCUCCAUCCAUGACCUCAGGUACCUUGCGGCAACGGGAGGACUCUCGACUCUCUCCGCAGUCCUCCUUGCGUGAGAUGUCUUCAGAAACUGACACAGCUGCAAAAUCCAGCUCCAAGCUUUUUUCAGGGCUGUCGGAAGAUCACUUCCCUCUCAGCCCACAAUUGGAAGAGACAAAAAACACUGUGGACAACACAGAAACUGUCUUGGAGCAAGCCUGAACAUACACGAGGGGGCAGGCCAAUAGGUCAUGGAGUGGGGAGACAUACUUUGGAAGAUUUCUUGGUGCAUAAAUAUGUUAAUAAAAGUGUAA